Molecule: messenger RNA, 1575 nt
Organism: Nipponia nippon (crested ibis)
Lineage: Eukaryota; Metazoa; Chordata; Aves; Pelecaniformes; Threskiornithidae
Source: RefSeq, a predicted model, not a curated record
AUGGGUGCAUCCUCGACAUUGGCCAUUGGAGAAGUGAACCUGAAACGAAACGCAAUAAAAAGCACCUGUGUGGUCACGACGGAAAACGCUCGGGAGCGGCCUCGACCUCCUCGGCCCCCGGGGCCGGCGCCCGCUGCACCCCAAGGCGGAAUUCGCCCACUGCGGCCUCGAACCCGCGGCCCCCGAGGCGCGGCGCUGCCCUCACCGCCGGCCGCGCGGGGGCAGCAGCGCCCAGCGCCUCCCACCCCGGAGAAGCUGCAGCUGGUCUGCAAUGCCCUCCUGCAGAAGGAUGAGCCGGUGCCUCUGGCCUUCUUCGUCCACGAUGCCGAGAUCGUGGCGUCGCUGGAGAAGACCCUGGCGGGGCAGACGGUGGAGACGGAGAAGGUCCUGGACAUCAUCUACCAGCCGCAGGCGGUGUUCAGGGUGCGGGCGGUGACCCGCUGCACCAGCUCCCUGGAGGGGCACACCGAGGCCGUCAUCUCCGUGGCCUUCAGCCCCACGGGAAAGUACCUGGCGAGCGGCUCUGGAGACACCACCGUCCGCUUCUGGGACCUCAGCACAGAGACGCCGCAGUUCACGGCCAAAGGUCACCGGCACUGGGUGCUCAGCAUCGCCUGGUCGCCCGACGGCAAGAAGUUGGCCUCGGGCUGCAAGAACAGCCAGAUAUUUCUCUGGGACCCAGCCACUGGCAAUCAGAUCGGCCGGGUGCUCACCGGCCACUCCAAAUGGAUCACGUGUCUGUGCUGGGAACCGCUCCACAUAAACCCGGAAUGCCGCUACCUGGCAAGUGCCUCCAAGGAUGGCAGCAUCCGCAUCUGGGACACGCUGAUGGGCAGGUGUGACAAAAUCCUGACGAGCCACACGCAGUCGGUGACGUGUGUGAAGUGGGGGGGCGAUGGUUUGCUCUACUCCUCCUCCCAGGACAGGACCAUCAAAGUCUGGAGGAGCCAGGACGGGGUCCUCUGCCGCACCUUGCAGGGCCAUGCUCACUGGGUGAACACCAUGGCCCUUAGCACCGACUAUGUUCUCCGCACCGGUGCCUUCGAACCUGCUGAAGCCACUAUCAACCCACAGGAUGUAAGCGGCUCCUUGGCAGAGCUGAAGGACAAGGCACAGCAGAGGUAUGACCAAGUCAGGGGCCAGGAACCAGAAAGACUCGUCUCGGGGUCAGAUGAUUUCACACUGUUUCUUUGGAGACCAGCAGAAGACAAGAAGCCACUGGAGAGAAUGACGGGCCACCAGGCAUUGAUUAACCAAGUCCUCUUCUCGCCAGAUACCCGGAUAAUAGCCAGUGCUUCCUUUGACAAGUCCAUAAAGCUCUGGGACGGUAGGACAGGAAAGUACCUGACAUCACUGAGGGGGCACGUCUCGGCUGUGUAUCAGAUCGCCUGGUCAGCCGACAGCCGCUUGCUGGUGAGUGGGAGCAGUGACAGCACGCUGAAGGUCUGGGAUGCCAAGAUGAAGAAACUGGCCAUCGAUCUUCCUGGCCAUGCGGACGAGGUGUAUGCAACGGAUUGGAGCCCAGACGGACAGAGGGUAGCAAGUGGAGGGAAGGAUAAGUGUUUGCGGAUGUAA